CAGUCUGAGAACCGUGGAGAGACGAAAGCAAUAUGCAUCACGUUACAGUCGAUCCGGUGGCAUGUCAUAGGGCACAUUAUGAUCAGCACACUCUCGGCCGAUGUCACGAUAAGGGAUAAUCAACAAAUGUUUUCCACGCACGCAUCAUCGCUUCCAAAAAACCGGCUAUCAUGGGCAAAAUGAACAAUGCUCGCAUAGUUUCAGUUCCCGUAUGGGACACGCUGAAAAUACACUUUCUUUCUUGCGUUUACGGGUUGUGGGUGUUGACGAAGAGACUUUUGAAGUAUUUGUGGAACGGGAACCUGGAACACUUGAAGGCUAACGUGAGGGACAGUCCCCCCAGCUGUUUGGAAGAUACGUCAUUGGGACAACAUAAAUAUGUCAAAUUGAAGGGCGUCAAAAUCCACUACGUAGAGGCGGGCGAUCGCGCCGAUCCCCUAAUCCUCCUCCUGCACGGGUUUCCCGACUUCUGGCUGGGAUGGCGCCACCAGAUCCCGGUCCUGGCAGAGGACCACAGAGUCGUGGCCAUCGAUCUCAAAGGUUUCGGCGAUUCGGACAAACCGCAAUGGCGUAGCGGCUACCGCGUGGACGUCAUCCUGGACGAGCUGAAACAGUUGAUCUCGGCGCUGGGAGCCACCAGUUGCAUCGUGGUGGGCCAUGAUCUCGGAGCACUUAUUGGUUGGUACUUCGUCUACCAAAACCCGUCGCUGGUCAAUAAAUUCUUCUCGAUCUCAUGUCCCCACCCGAACAUGUUCUGGAACACCUCGUCCAACCAAUGGCUGAACUGCGUCCAGCUGCCCUACCUGCCGGAGAUCGACGCCCUGAAGCACGACGUCCAGAUAAUCAGCGAGUACCACAAGUACCUGCCGGAGAACUACCUGGAGGCCUACAAGUACACCUUCUCGCGCAAGGAGGACUGGACUGGCCCGAUCAACUACUACCGCAACCUCCCCUUCAACAAGAUAUCGGAGAAGAACAGCGAAUCUCUGGACGUGUACACCGUCCUCGUGACAGGUAGCAACGACAAGAUGCUAAGCCUGGAAGCCGUGGUAAAAUCCUCGGAUUAUUGCGAGAAGGUUCGCGUCAAGAUUGUAGAUGGCGCUGGUCAUUUUCCGCACCAGGAGAAGCCAGAGGUGUUCAACGAAAUACUGGUCAAGUUCUUGAGGAGGAGGAGGAAGGUCAGCAAGACGCCGUCGCAGAAGCUCAUAGAGAGGAUGUACGGCGCCGUUUCUUCAACUGUCAAAUAUGGUAAUUCCGUGCUUGAUUCCGUACAGAAGAGGUCUAGUGUCGUGUCUAUGCCGUCCAUAAACAUUCUGAAUAAUUUGCAUGGCGCCGAGAGGGGGAAAAUGGAUUGAUAUGGUUGAUCGGGGUGAUUUUUGUAUACCCAGUGAGUGAGUCGAGUCGGUCGUAGUUAGUUAUUACCUUGUUACUUUAUAAUUGUACGAGUUUUUAUGUUAGUUAACUAUUUCUACAAAUAUAUGAAUGUACGUAUCUACUUUUA
Molecule: messenger RNA, 1501 nt
Organism: Coccinella septempunctata (seven-spotted ladybird)
Lineage: Eukaryota; Metazoa; Arthropoda; Insecta; Coleoptera; Coccinellidae
Product: epoxide hydrolase 4-like
Exons: 3
Coding region: 171-1355 (394 amino acids)
Molecular function (GO): hydrolase activity
Source: RefSeq, a predicted model, not a curated record